This is a messenger RNA of Trichomonas vaginalis G3, 1962 nucleotides long. RefSeq names its product TMEM62, metallophosphatase domain-containing protein. The transcript has a single exon. Bases 1 to 1962 code for a protein of 653 amino acids. The record is from RefSeq and is a predicted model, not a curated record. Gene Ontology annotation, molecular function: hydrolase activity. Lineage: Eukaryota; Parabasalia; Trichomonadida; Trichomonadidae.
AUGGCAGAUGCAAUUUGUGAUCUAUCAAAUUUGAGUCAAUGGAAAUAUAUACAAUCGCAGUAUUCAUGGCUCAUUCUUGUUUUGAUCGUGAUCUAUAUCCUUAUUAAGCAAAAAACAAGCCAAAAAACAAUUCCGAUUCCAAGUUCAACACAAAAACAAGACACCAGCACAAAACAAGAUCCAGAAUAUUUCUUCCAUCUUACAGACGUUCAUGUCAACUCGCUUUUACCAAAUCUUCCUGAACAAUUAGAUUCUGCUUUAAAAGUUAUCAGUAAAUACGAUCCCGAAAUGCUCAUUAUUACCGGCGAUCUUGUUGACAACUGGGGAACAAACACAAUCCAUAAAUACGCCAAACAAUAUGCUCCAGAUCAUAAAAUUUAUAAAAAUAUUACAGAACCAUAUGGCAAGAAGAUCAAAUAUUUUAUAGACCAGCCUGGAAAUCAUGAUCUCUUUGCAGCAAAAAGCUUUGACUCUCAAGAAAACAACAUCUUAAAGUACAGUUAUUAUUAUUCAACUCACAAAGACAUUACGUUCGAAGAAUUCCAGCUUUCAUCAAAAGUAAUUGGAAAUACAACUUACAUCUUUGUAAAUCCCUUCAAUUAUCCAUCUCCAAGAGCAUUAUUUGAUUUCUUUGCUCAUCCAACAACAGAAUUACUUGAUAGACUGACAAAAACCAUCAAAAGCGUCCAAACAAAGCACAAAGUCAUUAUUACACACAUUCCUGCAGAUCUUUGGGACAAAUCUUGCAAAUCUUCUUCUGGUAAGUCAUACAUGGACAUUAUCAAAGAAAGUGAUGCAGAUCUUGUAAUAUCAGGCCAUUCCCAUCCAGUAUCUGCAGCACCAACCCACAGAAAUGGAGUUUUGGAAAUAUUUGGAUCAGAUUUGAGAGAACAUCGUGGAAUUGGACUUGUUACGCAAGAUAAUGGCGUUUUCGUUUACCAUUCCAUGAGCCUUUCAAACACUUCUCGCAUGUUCGUUAUCAAUCCUCAACCAUCCGACCAAUUAUCUCAAAAAUCUGUUUUCAAUGAAAAAUUUUCAAAAGUCAGAGUUCUUUUGUUUGGCGAUAAAAGUGACAUUUUUGUAAACCAUUCAAAAAUGUCAUUCAUUAAAGAAAUCAAGCCGAAUGUAUAUUUAUAUGAAAAAGAAGUCGAAUUACAGAACGGAUACAAUAAUUUAGAGAUUUCGUCAAAUGAUGAGAAGAAAACCGUAAAUGUUUACGUGGGAGAGAAGACAGAGUCCGUGAAAGAAGUUUUGUAUAACUAUUACAACAAAUUCUGCUCUUUUUCAACUUUAUUUUAUAUUUUAUUCCCAAUUUGCCUCUUUAUCCUGUUUCCGGUCCCAUUUGAGCACUAUUUCCAAUGUACAAAGGAUCUGAUGAUGAGAGAGAACAUUUGGAUCUAUUCUCCUCAAAUUUCAUUUUUCAAUAUUAUUGAAGAGACAUUUUUGGGAUUUGUAUCUGUCAGAUGGAGAAUAUUACGUCUCCCAUUACUAAUGCGCUCAAUAUUGUUCUUUGCCUGCUUAUCUCCGUUCUUCAUUCCAUUUGUUUUCAUCAAAAUCGAAGAUUUAACAGGAAUUGUGAUUAACUAUGGAAUGAUUGUUCGUGGAAACUACUUGCAUGAUAUCUGGGGAACAAUAUUCUCAGCUGUAUACGAAAUGGCCGUCAUUUGCCCUGCAAUUAUGUUGUCUUCAUCAAUUGCAACUUCUGAGAGUUUUUAUUUCGCGUUUUUCAUUGAUUUCACUUUUUGGCUUAUUUCAUUUUGUGUUUGUUUGAAGUUCUGCAACACUUAUGUCACAGAGACUGCAGGAACAAUUAGAGCAAACACAAGUCCUUUGUUUAUUUUCAUGCCUUUGAUUUUGCUCGGAUGCAUUGUAUUUUGUAAGUUUUAUGCAAAUCCAAGCAAACAGUCUGAGAGAUUGAUGUUCUUCCAGGAUCUCUCCAACUCUAACCAAAUAGAAUUGUAA